Molecule: messenger RNA, 1542 nt
Organism: Cucurbitaria berberidis CBS 394.84
Lineage: Eukaryota; Fungi; Ascomycota; Dothideomycetes; Pleosporales; Cucurbitariaceae
Exons: 4
Coding region: 1-1542 (513 amino acids)
Source: RefSeq, a predicted model, not a curated record
AUGACUGACAAUGAGUCAGUCCUCGGUAGCGAUGAGCCCAUCGAACAGUCCAACCUCGAGGACAACGUUGACGACGUGGACAUGGACACCGGUAGCAAUGAUGGCGCCGACAGAGAUGAUACUGAGACGCCCGACGAUCCCGCCGAUGACGACUUCAAGCUCGACGGCUAUGGCGACCUCGGAGAUGAUGAGGACGAGGACGACGCCAAAGCAGGCUACGACCCUGAGUACGAUGAUAACGUGAUCGGUCAGAAGCGCAAGCGUAUCCGAACUAGUAUAUUUCAACCUACCAUUGAUUCCGUCAUCAACGCAGAGGCCUUCAUCUUGGACGACAGCAACGACUUCCUCGGCACGCUGGCCGCUCGCAAGCCUGGUACCUUUGGCCAUCGCGAUCGCCGCAAGGGCGAGACCCUGCCUGCCUACCACAAGCGUGUCUCCCAUGAAUUGGACUCGGACGAUGAGCUCAUGAUGGAGAUGCGCGAGAAGGGCUUCAGUGAUCGCCAGAUUGCUGAUAAGCUCGCCAAGGACGGUCGUGUUCGUUAUGAUCAGAAGUCUAUCUCUACGCGUAUCAUGCGCAUCCGCCUUGCUCAGGCUGAGAACGUAGACUUCUUGCUCAAGGAGGGGUACAAGGAGUGGGGCUUCGACGAUGAUUGUCUCCUUAUGCAGGCUCACGCCCUCGCCGACAUUGAGAUCAACUACGAAAUCGAGCGUGUGCGUGCCUGGCGCUUCCGCAAGGUCUCCGACUAUAUGCGUCGUCUUAACAAGGACACUCUUUUCUCCGCAACUGCCUGCCGUGAACGCUACAAUGCCCUCAUAGAGGGUACGGCCCGCAUUCCCAUCGACAUGGAUGACGACCCUGAUGCCCGUCGCGCCGAGAUGGAAGCCUACCGCGAGUCUCGCGAGCAAGUUCGCAACAAGGAACAAGGCGAGAAGAAUGCCAAGGAGGCUCUCGAGCGCAAGACCAAGGACGAAGCCAAAGUCCGCAACGCGCAAAAGGCCGAAGAAACGGCUAACAAGCGUGCCGCAAAGGAGACGGAGAAAGCCCAGCGCGCAAUGCAGCGUGCUGCCCAAGCCCAGGUCCGCGCCCAGCGCUCCGUCGAGAACCAUGCCGCAAAAGCCCAGCGCAACGCGCAGCUCAAGAAACAAAAAGAAGAUCGCGAAGCGAAGCGGGCCAGGAACAAGCGCGCAGUGAACGCCAACGUCACGCUGACCCUCACCAACAUCAAAACCGUUACUACCGAAACGCCGGAUCCGCGUGGCUACCUGUCGCUCCAGGAUCUCGCAAAGAUGUGCGCUGGUAGGGGCAUUCAGGGGUCGGGCAAAGGCAAGGAUCAGCUGAUUCAGGAGCUCCAGGACGCCGAUGAAGAAUACUCGCAGAACGAUCUCAAGAAGAUGUGUCGCUCCAAGGGCUUGAACACGAACGGCAGCAAGGUCCAGAUGCGGUACCAGCUCGCGCUGGCUGCUGCGCAGGUCUGUCCGUCAUUCGCUGCUGGCGUUGAGGCCGCGUCGGACGACGACGAAAUGGCUGAUGAGGAGGAGUAG